This is a messenger RNA of Trifolium pratense (red clover), 1879 nucleotides long. Its product is annotated as glycosyl hydrolase 5 family protein-like. Gene Ontology annotation, molecular function: hydrolase activity, hydrolyzing O-glycosyl compounds. The transcript is spliced from 3 exons. NCBI's taxonomy places the organism in Eukaryota, Viridiplantae, Streptophyta, Magnoliopsida, Fabales, Fabaceae. The record is from RefSeq and is a predicted model, not a curated record. Bases 24 to 1631 code for a protein of 535 amino acids.
AGUAGUGUGAGAGUAAAAACAAAAUGAGAACAUCCUCACUUUUAUUAGUUUCAACAAUUCUCAUAGUCACAUUAACCUCGUACUGUUGUAACUCAUUGCCCCUCUCAACUCAAAAGAGAUGGAUCAUAGAUGAUGCAACAGGUCAAAGAGUGAAAUUAACUUGUGCACAUUGGGUUGCACAUGUUAAACCAAUGCUUGUUGAAGGUCUUGAUAAGUUGCCAAUAAAAGACAUAGCUACUCAAAUUGCUAAUUCAGGAUUCAAUUGUGUUCGUUUAUCUUAUGCUACUUACAUGUUCACAAGAUAUGCUAAUAACACAAUUCGUGACACAUUUUAUAGUCUUGAUAUUCCUGAGGAUGUUGUGUCUGCUAUUGAGAAACAUAACCCAUUAAUAUUGAACAUGACACAUGUUCAAGCUUAUGAAGCAGCUAUUGAUGCUUUAGGAGAAAAAGGUGUGAUGGUGCUUAUUGAUAAUCAUGUUAGUAAGCCAAAGUGGUGUUGUGAUAAUAAAGAUCAAAAUGGAUUCUUUGGUGAUAGGCAUUUUCAUCCUCAUGAAUGGCUUCAAGGUUUGGCUUUUAUAGCUAAGCACUUCAAGGGAAAAUCCAAUGUGAUAGCCAUGGACUUGAGGAACGAGCUAAGAGGUGGACGUCAAAAUUUGCACGAUUGGUACAAGUACGUGAGCCAAGGAGCGAAAACGAUUCACAAACAUAACCCAGACUUAUUAGUCGUCAUCUCAGGGUUAAACUUUGACAAUGACCUUUCAUUCUUGAAGAAAAAGACUCUUGAUCUAAACUUCACUAACAAAUUGGUGUACGAGGCACACAUUUAUUCUUUCUCAGGAACCCAAGAUAGGUGGGAUUUGCAACCACUGAAUUGGGUAUGUUCCACUGUCAUUGAAACCUUAAAAGACCAAGCAGGUUUUCUCAUUAAUGGUGACAAACCGGUACCUUUGUUCAUAAGUGAAUUUGGAUAUGACAUGACUGGUGUCAAUCAUGUGGACAACAAAUUCUUGCCAUGCUUUGUGUCUUAUGCUGCCUCUGUUGACUUGGAUUGGAGCUUGUGGUCUUUUGGUGGAAGCUACUAUUACAGAGAAGGCACUGUUGGAGCUGGUGAGACAUAUGCUGUCAUGAACUAUGAUUGGAAAAAUUUCACAGACCCAAAAUUCCCCGAAAAAUUUCAGCUUCUCCAAAAGAAGGUUCAAGAUCCAAGUUCAAACCUCUCGAAGUCUCAUAUAAUGUUCCAUCCAUUGACCGGUAAGUGCGCUCAUGUGAACAAGAGCAACAAUGAACUUGUAUUGGGUGAUUGUAAGAGUCAUAGCCAAUGGAGUUCUGAGGGAAAUGGUUCUCCAAUAAGGUUGAUGGAUUCUGCUCUGUGUCUAAAAGCAGAGGGCGAAGGGCUUCCUGCAACUCUCUCAAAACAUUGCUUGUCGCAGCAAAGUUCAUGGAGAUCUGUUUCAAAGACCGGUCUUCACUUGGCCACCUCUGAUGGGAACAGAUCCCAUUUGUGCUUGGAAAUUGAUUCAGAUUCCUCCAAGAUAGUGACCAGAAAAUGCAUCUGCAUAGAUGAUUAUGAUUCUUCAUGUUUGGAGAAUCCCCAAAGCCAGUGGUUCCAACUUAUUUCAACCAAUGUUUAGUUAUGAAUUAGGAUCUUGUGAAUUAGAUUUGGUAGGAACCAGGAGUGUAUCGAUUGUACUACUACCUAGUACCUACAUAUUAUCAUAUUUUUCAGUGGUAGUAAGGUCAUUUAGAUUUAGGUAAUAAUGCUAUUGUCUAUUCAAUGGCACCAAUGUGAUGCUAUAUUAGUAGAAAAUGAAAUAUAAAUAAACGUAUUGUUUGCAUUAUCUCAUCCAUAAAAAAUAAUAAAGACAUGCAGUUGGAAUAU